Ascochyta rabiei is the source of this 2631-nucleotide messenger RNA. RefSeq lists its product as uncharacterized. The transcript has 3 exons. NCBI's taxonomy places the organism in Eukaryota, Fungi, Ascomycota, Dothideomycetes, Pleosporales, Didymellaceae. Gene Ontology annotation, molecular function: protein binding. The coding region runs from base 1 to 2631 and encodes 876 amino acids. The record is from RefSeq and is a predicted model, not a curated record.
AUGAGCUACCACCACCAACCCGGCCAGCCUCAGCUAGGGGCGACGUUCGUCCCCGGUGGGUUCGAUGACUACUACAUGCCGGCUCCUUCGCCUGAAGUCAUUUCGCCAGCGCCGCAACGGAUAAUGCCCGAGGUGCCUGAGAACAUGCAGGACAACAUUGCUUACCUGGAACUCGAGGCCAACGGCCCGCGCAGCCCAAACACAAUGAUGUCGCCUGCCCAGGACUUCAAUCAAUCGCACGGAGGCUUCCCGCCACGGCACUCGAGCUUCCACGACGGGUCUGCGCCAGGCAACGGAGAGCAAUGGCCGGCGCGACAUGCAAGCAUCUCUUCCGCCUUUCGAGGGCCUCCCAACGUGCAGCCCCACAACGACUUCCGGCAACCAUCCCACGACUACAAUCAGUUCGCGCACACCGGCGACGCGCCCAACUUCUCGCCGUUCCCCAAGCUUCCGAACCGCCCGCCAAACGUGCCGCCGUCCGACGAUGAGAAAGAGGCAGUGCUCGAGAAUGCGCGACUGCCUGUACUCAACUCGAACGACCCUGAGAUGCAGCUGGCAUGGGCGCAAGACGCGUUGGCAUACGUGGAUGCCGCACAGCUGCAUGAGUUGCGGAUUUCCGAGACGCAAGGAGCCCGGCCAUCGACGCCGCAGAUCGAGCAUCAGCUGCGUGCAGACGCAAUGAACGUAGUUCAGUUCUUGGCAGAUCAACACCACCCGAAGGCUGCGUUCAUGCGAGGCAUGUGGCUUGAAUUCGGCAAGUUUGGUAUGCGAGCAGAUAAGAAGGAGGCUUUCAGGUGCUAUUCUCGCGCGGCUGGGAAGGGUUAUGCGCGAGCCGAGUACCGCAUGGGCAUGCAGUUCGAGCAAUCGAACGAUCCUAUCCGGGCUCUCCAGCACUACCAGGCCGGUGCAGAGCAAGGCGACUCCGCCUCCAACUACCGCUUGGGCAUGAUGACCCUGCUAGGCCAACAUGGACAGCAACAAGAUUAUGCCAGGGGUAUUCAGCUAAUCCGAACAGCCGCGGCCUCUGCGGAUGAGAAUGCGCCGCAGGGCGCAUACGUCCUGGGCAUGCUGCAGUCGCGAGAACUGCCUCAAAUCCAGGUUCCUGAUGUGUUUUUGCCAUAUGAUGAGAAAGCCGCUAGACAGAACAUUGAGAAGGCAGCGUAUCUUGGUUUUGCCAAAGCCCAGCUGAAGAUGGGCUCUGCGUACGAGCUUUGCAGCUUGGGCUGCGAAUUCAACCCUACCUUGUCGUUGCACUACAACGCACUGGCUUCACGCCAAGGUGAGCCAGAAGCAGAUAUGGCCAUAAGCAAGUGGUUUCUUUGCGGGCACGAGGGCGAGUUCUCGAAGAACGAGGAGUUGGCGUACGUCUACGCGCAACGCGCUGCAGCCACUGGGCUUGCGACCGCCGAGUUUGCCAUGGGCUACUUCAACGAGAUUGGCAUGCAUGUGCCCGUUGACCUACAGAAAGCUAUGGAGUGGUAUGAGAAGGCCGAGCUCAAUGGCAACAAGGACGCAGUAGCGCGGAUAGAGAGCCUGUCCACAUCGCGGACACUUUCGAAGAAGGAUCACGAAAAUGUUGCGAUCAAUAGGAUCAAGUCCCAACACGGUUCCAUGCGCGGAAAGCGACCAGCAAGGCUGCAGAAGCCCGCUGCUCCUGCUCUACCAUCGAUCAACGACAACAGCCCGUCAGACUACUCCCGAAGCGAUACCACGACUCCUUACCCAGUGUCCGACCAACCCCCAAUCUUCAACGCACAAGCCAACCCAGCCCCAUACGAACGCCCUUCGACCGCUGCGCCUUACCCCAUGGACAACGGCCCGCCACGGGUUGGCUCAGCACGCCCGAUGGCAGCUGGAUUUGCACCUGAGGUCCGAGCCUCCGGCGCUCGUCCGACAUCAUCGGGCGCCUUCAACAUCAACCCCAACAUAUACCCCUCUAGCGAUGGCUACGGACGUGGCCGACCUCCACUUGGACCAGAAUCACAUACGAGCCCUCUUCCUCUCCGUCCUCAUUCAAGCGUGAACGAGAUUAACUCCGGCGGCCGCGGUAUGCGUCCUCUUCCAGGUGGAGGUCGCGGUGGUCUACCGCUUGGCGGACCUGGAAGCUACAGACAACCCGGCGGUCCAAGCGCACAGCGUCCAGAGAUCAAUCGCCCUCAGACUGCCCAGCCGGCUGAUGUUGGCUACAGUGCUCCAGAUGGGCGACACAAGCUCCAGAAACCAGGGCAAGGGAUGAAGAAGGCGCCCACACUUGCUGACAUUGGCUAUGUCGCUCCACUCGAGCUACGACAGCAUACCCGACCUUCUACAGUACAGCCGGGCCAAGAAAGCAGGACAAACUCUAUGCGUACAGACAGGCCGUCGACUGUCACACCAGGACAGAGUUCACGUCCGUCAUCAAGGCCAGGCUCUGCGGGUCGACCUUCUGGUCAAGAUUCUAUGCCUAAGCCUCAGCGAGCACCUACGCAACAGCAAAGGCCACCUCCGCAAGCUGCGCCUGCGUCUGCACCUGCACAGGUCAACAAACCUCAAGCUGCAGCACCCGCUGCACCACCGGGCAAAGGCCCGAAGACGUUUGACGAAAUGGGCAUUGGGCAGGCGCCCCAGAAUAAGGAUUGUGUGGUCAUGUGA